AAGGGUCUGUCUGCAGAGCCGCAGAGCCACGGAUAUACGCCAGCAGAUUCACGCCAGCAGAUUCAAGCCGGUGGCAUUCUGAGCAUGCGCAGUAGGACAACGCGAUUCUGCUGGGAUUGAAAUGCAUGUUUCAAUCCGAAAAGGCAAUUCCGUGCCAAAAUAUGAGCAAUGUGGCACAUGUUGCCAAAAAUAUCACUGCCCGUUGUGCUCCAUACAGCAUUAUAAGCCAACAUCGGCCACAAAACUUAGGAGUCACCUAAAACUCCAUUUUAACCGAGCAGUCCAACAUGAAGGAUACACUAUUCACCGAUGUGGCUUAGGGUGCAGGGUACAACUCCAUUAUCACUGCAUGUACUGUCAGUCAACUGUGCUGCGUAAGGAAGACUUUGAAAACCAUUUGAUUGUGUGCAAGACUAAACAAUCAACCACAACACCUCUGUCUAAGCAAUGUUCUUCAAGUCCCAAGCUGUGCCCACCAAGUGCUGAGCCAUGCACACCUAGUAUUGAGCCAUGCCCCCACAGUGUAAAGCUGCAAGUACCCAGUUUACAGCUGGAAGCAACACGUGCAAAGCCAUGUCCACCCAGUGUAGAGCUAGAAGCAACAAGUGCAAAGCCAUGUCCACCCAGUGUACAGGAAGCAACACGUGCAAAGCCAUGUCCACCCAGUGUACAGGAAGCAACACGUGCAAAGCCAUGUCCACCCAGUGUACAGGAAGCAACAUGUGCAAAGCCAUGUCCAUCUAGUGUACAGCUAGAAGCAACAAGUGCAAAGCCAUGUCCACCCAGUGUACAGCUGGAAGCAACAAGUGCAAAGCCAUGUCCAUCUAGUGUACAGCUGGAAGAACCCAGUGCAAAGGUGCCUGCACCUGGUACCAAGCAGUUCCUACCCAGUGUAGAGCCGUCUCUUUCCAGUGCCAAGCCAUGUAUGUCCAGUGCAGAGACAUGUCCACAUAGGGCAGAAGAAGCUGACCUGGAAAUUCAUGCACUCAAAAGAGUUCGUGUGAGGCCUGUUGUCCGUGAAAAAUGUCCUAUGUGCAAAGUUCUUAUGAACAAACGCAACAUCAGAAAGCAUAUAGACCGUAAGCAUACAAACCAGGAGCUUUUUGAUGUAACUUCUAAAUACCACCUUAGGAGUGAGUGUAUUGAUGAGGUUAAUGGUAUCUUUUCUGUCCAAAAGACUUUCCAUGGCCACAGUGUCCCUCUUCAUGUCCAGAAUAAAACAUGGGGUGAAAAUCAUCAUGUGUUUUGUGAGUCACAGAACUGUCAAGUUAACAUGGAUUUAGCAUGGAGGAGUGGCCUAAAAUCAUAUAAAUGUGUACAUCUUAGGUCAAUCACUUACUGUACAGGUUCAUGUAAGUCUAGCACACUGCUAGAAGGUUCUUUAACAAAGAUGGUGCAAACUAAAUGGUUCAGUGAAGAGACAAAAAAGAAUUGCCUUGCACGACAGAGACUGGCCAGAGAGAAUAAUGUUCCUCUCUCUGUUUGCCUAAAUAUAGGAUUUCCUCAAGCAAAGAAAGUUGUGUCUGUAUUUGAGCCCACUGUCUCAUAUUACAGUCGCCUUGGACGAGUUAUGGUGGUGUACAACAGCAGAUUAAACUCGUGGCAUUGUCCGUGUUCUAAAACAAGACGGUCCUGUGCACAUAUUUAUGUGGCCAAGUGGCAUCUUUUCCAAGAACAGUCUGAUUUGUUCAGGACAGUUCGAAGCACAGAAGAGAUGGAUCCAAUUGCUGGCACAAUCGAGCAUGAACGUCUUGGGGACACAGACGAGAAGGGAGUGACAAGUCCUACAUACCCACCAAAAGGUGAUGGCCUGAACAGUAUGGUGAAAUACAUACUCAGAAAGAAGAAGGUACCUGCUGUGUUACCAGAACAUUUACGCCUACCAUCAAAAGAAUUGCAGUACCCAAGAUAUAUAAUUCCAGAGGAAAUGAUGUGCCAGAUCUGUCCAGGGAAUGUGCCUCUCAGUGAACCGAUCCUCAUCACUGACAAAGCAAGGAUCCUUACCAGCUUUGGCAUUGUUCAAAAUGUUUCCACCUACUGCAAACGUUGCCCAGACUGUGAGGUCUAUUACCGAUAUCAAGAGUGGAAGGAUGGGGUUCAUAAUUUCAGUGACCACAUAUUACUUGACCUACCCCUGUGUAUCAAACUGAGAAACCUACUACAGGUCCAUACAGCAGUCAGCAGAGCAGUUGAUUAUAUCCAGCUUAACACAGGAGUAAGGUUCCCCUCAAAAGACACAGUGCUCCAUGGAUAUCUGCAUUUUGAAGCCCUCACAGACCAUGAAUACAAGUAUUCAUGUGUCACCUGUGGUGAUCAUCCUGCUGUGGUCAUAAUGGAUUUGCAUAAGAAGGCUGCUUUUCAUUUGUCAAUAACUGACCUGGGAGGACCACCACAUAAUUAUACUGGCGAAGUGGAUAUAGAGAAGUUUUGGGAUGCUCUGACCAUGGAGAUGAUUGGUCGUGGAUUUGUAAAAAGUUCAAAACACAAUCCAUUUGCAGUCCCACCGACCUAUCACUUUUGGGCUCCAUGGAUUGGUCCAUGUACAAGGAAGGCUGACAUUGUGCUCAAUACUGAGUUUGCAAAGAUGCAUGCUCCAAAAUCCACUGCUGAAGUAGAAGAGCUAACCGUCACUGAGGAACGUCUGACAGAUGAGCUUUCUAAACAAAAGGUGGGAGUCAUACGAAAUUUAUGUAGAGAGUGUGGUUUAGACUCCAGAGGAUCACGCAGUGAUCUCCUUCUCAGACUUUCCAGUGAGAUGAAAACAAGACAGGCUUAUGAUAAAGUGUUUGAGAAAAUUUGGGCAGCCUCAGGAGGAUGGGCCGUGGUCAUGUGCCCCUGUGGCAUUGUGUACAGUAUCAAGCACAACAUUCGUGCUGAGAGUCCACGUGACUUUGCAGAUAUUCUUCUCUCAUGGAGGCACAUGCCGAAUGUUGUCAUAUAUGAUUUUGCACGUGGGCUAGCCACCCAUACUAACUUGAGAGAACCCGAAAGGGUGCCCUUUAAACCCUUUGAAGGUCGAUUAAGGGCACCUUCUAAGGAAACAAUAGCCCUUGCAAAACAAGGAAAGGUUAAGGUAUCCCUACAUUGGCUAGACAGUCCCAAAGUAGUCCCAGACAAGGGGGGUCACCCAGUUACUGGCUCAGCACAGCAUUAUUGCCUAUAUGACAAGUUUCAUGAGGCAAAUACAAAAGACGACAGGGACCUACUUCGGAAAAUUUCCCUGGUCCCACAGCUGGCUGGCAAAAUAAAUAGUCAAGUGGCAGAGCAACUAUUUGGCAAACUUAGAAAAAACAACUACUUCCUGAACAUGAGCCAGCCCUCUACUCAUGUAUUCUUGAUGAGGAACAUUGUUCAUCACAUGAAUGUACAAAAAAACAAAGCCAGGUUGGAGACAAUCCAAAGGACCUUUGGAGUUGAAGUGUCAAUGAACAUCCACAGUCAAGCUGUGAUUGGAUCUGCAGUUUCCUCUGAGAUCACUGCUGACACAGUACCUGACACAGUACCUGACACAGUACCUGACACAGUACCUGACACAGUACCUGACACAGUACCUGACACACAAGUGGUGGUUUCAACUGUUGAAGCAGUACAGGUAUGUGGAGAUGAAUGUCGACAUCUGACAUCGCUGGACAACAUUCAUGCCACAAGAGCUGCCUGGAACUUCACUUUACAUCCUGGUCAGAUGGCACUGCUUGAUUAUGUUCUGGACACAAUGAGGACUCCAGAUGAGCCAGUAGUUGACGUUGGCACAACCACACUAAAGCGCUCUGACUUCAUAUCAUUGGGUUUAUGUGAAGAAGUAGAGGCAACAAUUGUCAAUUGCUGUUUUAAAGUGAUAAGCGACAUCGGAAUACAUCUGGGAAAGGAUGUGCAUGCCAUUGAUUCAUACGUUAUAGCAAGUUGGAUGCCCCCUCUAGAUGCAGAUCCAAUUCAGUCUGUUCCUGUGGAUGCAGCAUCUAAGGACAUGAUUCUUCUUCCUGUGUGGAAACCAGGACACUGGGUUUUGUGUCAAACUAGCUAUGACAAUAUCACCAGGCCACUGGAUCCUGAUGAAAAACAAGGAUAUCCCCCAGCAACAUGAUGUGACAUCCUGUGGAGUCUUCAUGAUUAUGUAUGCAUUGCACAUCGUCUUGAAUGAGCCAUUCAGUUUCACUUCUCAUGACAUUCCAGUCAUCAGACGGUGGUGGUGCUUACUCCUCAUGGAGAAUUUUCCCCUUGGAGGACAUGGAAGGCGAUUUGCACACUGGGCUGCAGAGGCCAUGGAACUUGGGCCUUAUCCCACUAAAAGUGAGUCAAAGAAUAGAACAGAAGAAAUGGAACCUGAGAGUGGAGCACGAGAGGAGGUCACUACACCUCUUGAAAACAAAGGUGUAAUCAGACAUAUAAAAGCAGGUGUUGAAUGGCUGAAGAAUAGUCAGCAUCUGCUGAAGGACAAAUGCCUGACACCACAAAUCCUUUCCAUGGAGGAGGAAGAUGCGCGGAAUGCCCUUGCUCAUCUGGAGGCUCACUGUACAGCAUCUGUGUAUGAGGAUGAUAUGGAUGAGGAUGAAAUAAGGGCCCCAUUUUAUUUUACCUUUAAAAGCAUGAAAGACAUGGGCUUGUUCUUGUCAGAGGUUAGGGAUAAAAGAAAGAUUAUGGUAUCCUCUUUUUACAACCCUGAUAUUUAAGGUGUUUCCUACACCUAUACCAACAUCAGAAACAUCAGUAGCCUAUUCACAGAAAAUUCACUGAAGUAUUCCGUUGAUUACUUUUUUUCUGCUGCUUAUGUUGAUUUGUGUUGAUUGCCGUUAAGUACAGUUUUUUGUUUGUUUCAGUUGCUUAUUAUUAACCUACUAUUUUAUUGUCUUAAUACAGUUAUUAUGCUCAUUUUAUGUCUCUUUAUGUUGUUUUAUUAUUGCACAUGGAAUUGUACACAUAAAGACCAUGUAUU
Messenger RNA from Astyanax mexicanus (Mexican tetra), 4930 nucleotides. RefSeq lists its product as uncharacterized. Bases 122 to 4081 code for a protein of 1319 amino acids. The record is from RefSeq and is a predicted model, not a curated record. The transcript has 21 exons. Lineage: Eukaryota; Metazoa; Chordata; Actinopteri; Characiformes; Acestrorhamphidae.